Molecule: messenger RNA, 1414 nt
Organism: Triticum aestivum (bread wheat)
Lineage: Eukaryota; Viridiplantae; Streptophyta; Magnoliopsida; Poales; Poaceae
Exons: 5
Coding region: 332-1183 (283 amino acids)
Source: RefSeq, a predicted model, not a curated record
CCUGCCUCCUUCGUCAGGCCUGCCGGCGGUUUGACGUCCAUCGUGCUCACACAAGGGAGUGGCACCGGGAACCCCCACGGCAUCGCCCACAUUUUUUUGACCUUCAUGUGAUCCUGGAGCGGCAGUAUACUUACAUACAUGCAUGUACAUUUUCGUUACUACCCCUUGUUCCAACUCUUCCAAAAUUAAUUUGAGAGAUCAGGUCUACUACAUUUCAUGUUUGUACUGCGUACGUAUACUAAUUGAUUGAAGGCCGACCAAUUAGUUACCACGAACGAAGGUAGUAUCGUAGAUUGAAGCUUAGAGGACUAGAAGUAAAGAAAAUAGCACAAUGGGUUCAUGUGCUUCUAAGUCAGCUCUUGAGCAUCGUCGGACGGAGAGGUACUACACAACAAGGAGGGCUAGAAAAGGGCGCGGCAAUCCCCGGCCAGUGAUGCCGGACGGGCCCAAGCCACGAAUUGUGGAUGCAAGAGGGCGCACCACCGACUGCUCAGUGAGCGAGAUAGUCCACGUCGAGUCAGCAUGCAAGUCGGAUCAUUCCAAGACGUUCCACCUCACCCAGAUGGAGUGGCACCACAGCGAGCGAGAUUCAAAUGGUUGCUGCAAAGAAGAUGCCUGGUUCGACUCUGUUAGCAUCCUUGAGGACGAUUCUGAUGAGGAAGAAUUCAAGAGCAUAGAUGGAGAUUUUUCCGACGAUGAAGAAGAUGAGGAGCAGAAGAAGCGAGACAAGGCAUCACAUUUUGCUGAUGCUCUCUCUCGCAUCGGUGAAUUAUGGCGGGGUGUCCCCAUGACAUUGUCAAUUGAACAAUAUCUGAAAAGAGACGACGGUGGUGAUGAUCCUGCACAUAGGAGCCAAAGCAUGGCGAUAUGUGCCAGCAAGUGUGUGGCAAGUUCCAAGGACAAAAAUGAUGUAGAGGACAAGAACAACAAGGAUCCUAGCACCCCAUCUCGCAUACGCAAGCUGCUACAUUCCAUCAGUUUCAAUGAAAAGGUGCAACAAAUCACCUGCGUCAGCCCGACGAAGAGGAAGUCUACAGUUAUACGGCUCUCCUACAAAAGGACAUCAUGCGACGAGGACUCCCAAUGUGGUGGUGACAUCGGUGCCAACCUAAAGUUUUCCACACCUCCAAGUGACUAUUGGAUGGGAGGAUGGACAUCCCCCUUCCCCGUGUGCAAACUCUAAAGUGAUCCUAUAACCAUAAGGGGUAGUGGUUCUUUGGACAAGUUUGUGCUGCAUAAAAAACACUUUAAAUGGUCACAUCCUCACAAUCCGCAUGAGGAGGAUAUCCCAACAAAUCUCACGAUGGGGCAUAGGCAUGCCUAUUACAUUCCAACAUUCUUGUAAAUUCUCAUUUGGAAAUAUGUUGGCAUUAUAUCUGAACAAUUCUUGUCGGUAUGAAUCUUGUAAAAUUAU